Aspergillus tanneri is the source of this 804-nucleotide messenger RNA. RefSeq names its product SDR family NAD(P)-dependent oxidoreductase (gene DHG2). NCBI's taxonomy places the organism in Eukaryota, Fungi, Ascomycota, Eurotiomycetes, Eurotiales, Aspergillaceae. The transcript is spliced from 4 exons. Gene Ontology annotation, molecular function: oxidoreductase activity, acting on the CH-OH group of donors, NAD or NADP as acceptor. The coding region runs from base 1 to 804 and encodes 267 amino acids. The record is from RefSeq and is a predicted model, not a curated record.
AUGCCCCUCCCUCAUCUUCUGGUCGGCAAGGUUGCUGCGAUUACAGGAGGUGUCACGGGAAUUGGUCGGGCCAUUGCCCUCGAAUAUCUCCGUCAUGGAGCCAAGGUGGCUAUCAAUCAUCUGGGGGGUCCGGAAGAAGAUCCUCUGCUCGAAGAUAUGCGGAAGGAAGUCUCUGAUAUCGUCGGACCAGAGGGGAAUCAAUUCAUCGCCGUGGCGGGCGAUGUUACGCAACCAGAAACCGGCCGGGAUUUUGUGACCAAGACAGUCGAGGCCUUUGGGCGACUGGAUGUAUUCGUGAGCAAUGCCGGUGUGUGUAGGUUUGAGGAGUUCCUGGAGGUCGAUCCGCAGCUUCUCUGUCAUACUGUGUCGACCAACCUCACUGGCGCUUUCUACGCGACGCAAGCUGCAGCACGACACAUGGCACUGGGACAGUCGCCUCCCGGGGGCUCGAUCAUUGGCAUCAGUUCGGUCUCUGCUCUGGUAGGCGGAGGGCAGCAGACCCAUUACACGCCCACCAAAGCGGGAGUUCUCAGUUUGAUGCAAUCGUGCGCCGUUGCCUUGGGGAAAUAUGGGAUCAGAUGCAAUGCUCUGCUACCGGGGACGAUCCGGACACAGCUAAACGACGAGGAUAUGAGUGACCCGAGAAAGAGGAAAUACAUGGAAGGGAGGAUCCCCUUGGGGCGGCUGGGUCACCCACCAGAUCUCGCAGGACCCGCGGUAUUCCUGGCGAGUGAGGAGCUGAGUGGAUAUGUUACGGGGGCUCAGAUACUUGUGGAUGGAGGACUCUUUGUGAAUCUACAGUGA